This is a messenger RNA of Owenia fusiformis, 2068 nucleotides long. NCBI's taxonomy places the organism in Eukaryota, Metazoa, Annelida, Polychaeta, Sabellida, Oweniidae. The record is from the annotation of a GenBank genome assembly.
UACCAGUUUUAGUUGUUUUGAAGGUUCAUUGAGUACUGAAGUUUGGGCAGGUAGGCCACUGUAGGUGUCAGCUUUUGAUACAAGUUCCUGUGAUUGUCACAAGACGUUUAGUCUACAAAAUCGAAGACAGGAAACACUAGCGCGAGCGAUGGAGUCUCUGAAGGCACCAUUUACAAAUAUAUUAAUCAUCUUCACCCUGUGUGGAUCUGUGUUCAUUUCAAUGCAAACUGAAGCAACCAAUACAGGACUGAAUGAAAGGAUUCGAAAAUUUCCAAUGUCGACGAAGACUUUUGAAAGUGGAUACAAUUACAAAACUCAUUAUUUUGAAACAAAGGUGGACCACUUUGGAUAUGCCAAUAAGGACACAUUCCAGUUACGUUACUUGGUGAACGAUGAUCACUGGGAUGAGCGAUCUGGGCCAAUCUUCUUUUAUACAGGGAAUGAAGGAGACAUAGACUGGUUCUGUAAUAACACAGGGUUUAUGUGGGAGAUAGCCCCAGAAUAUAAAGCAAAAAUCGUGUUUGCAGAGCAUAGAUACUACGGCAAAUCGUUACCUUAUGGCCAAAAAUCAUACCAGGAUCCAGAACAUCUUGGUUACUUGACAUCAGAACAGGCUUUAGCAGAUUUUGCAGAAUUGCUCCAUUACAUGCGAUUCAAGAAAGAUGGAGCACGAAACAAUCCAGUUAUUGCCUUUGGGGGCUCAUAUGGCGGCAUGCUUGCUGCUUGGAUUCGAAUGAAAUAUCCAGCUUUGGUCGAUGGUGCUCUGGCAGCUUCAGCUCCUAUAUGGCAGUUUACAGGAAUUACCUCCUGUGGAGUUUUUGAUGAAAUCGUCACCAGAGAUUUUACCAAAACUGGAGAAUAUUGUAGCCAAAACAUCAAGAAUUCCUGGUCUGUCAUAGAUCAGAUUGGAAGUACUCAACCUGGAAGAGAGCAGAUCUCAAAUACGUUCCAUCUGUGCAAGAAACUGUCAUCUGUAGGAGAUGUUAACUCAUUCAAAGCUUGGUUAAGUGAAACCUGGGUCAACCUUGCAAUGGUGGACUAUCCAUAUGCUGCUAGUUUCCUGGCUCCGCUACCAGCUUGGCCAGUUAAGGUGACUUGCUCAAAUCUUAAUGAGAAAAUAACCAGUGAUAGGAUCCUGCUGCAGCAACUGUACAAAGCAGUUGGGGUAUAUUAUAACUACACUGGCCAGGCACAGUGCUUAGACACCACAUCACAGGGAUCUAAGAGUUUAGGAGAUUACGGAUGGGAUUGGCAGGCAUGCACUGAGAUGGUGAUGCCCAUGUGCUCCACUGGUGUCUCAGACAUGUUUCAACCAGGAGACUGGGAUAUCAAGGCUUACUCUGAGGGAUGCGUCAAACAAUGGGGCAGGGGGCCAAAGCCAUAUUGGAUAGAAACUCAGUAUGGAGGAGUCAACAUCAACUCUUCUAGCAAUAUCAUCUUUAGCAAUGGAGAUUUGGACCCCUGGUCAGGUGGUGGGUAUAUUAGGCUAGGAAGCACAAUAAGCUCAGAUUUGGUGCUUACAAGUGCAGUUUACAUACAGAUUAAUACGAUGCCAAAAAAGAAAUCAAAGAAUGAGAAAGUACUGGAGAAUGAAGGAAGACCAACUGGAUUAACAUUUGCGGAUUAUAUAACUGUGAAAGUACCAAAAUCUAAGCCUAAACCAGACAAUGCACAAUCGAAAAAUACAACUGAUGUCCCAAAAGAUGAAACUGUCACUUUAACUUGUGAAGCACCUAUUAAAGAGGAAGCGAGUGCUGCAAUAGCACCAUCCUCUGCUACACUUGCAGGUUUCACUGAUGCACAACCAAAAGACUCUGUACAAGAGCCAAUAUACCAGGUAAAGAGAACUAAAAAAGGACAUAUCCCAAUUAGUGUAGAGAAGAGAAAUAAAGGAAAGAAAGUGACUGUUAUAUCUAAUGUAAGUGGGAACUUACCCAUUCUUUUGUCUGAACUUAAACAUGCUACAGGGAGUGGCGGAGUCAUCAGAGACAAUACUGUGGAAAUACAAGGUGAUCGAUUGGACUUUAUUGAAAAGUAUUUACGGAAACAGAAGUGUUUGAAACAAUGA